Jatropha curcas is the source of this 459-nucleotide messenger RNA. The record is from RefSeq and is a predicted model, not a curated record. NCBI's taxonomy places the organism in Eukaryota, Viridiplantae, Streptophyta, Magnoliopsida, Malpighiales, Euphorbiaceae.
AUGGAGAAUGUCAAGGUAUGUAGUACACCAAUGAGCCAAUCCUCAAAAUUAGAAAAAGAUGAAAAUGGAAAGGAUGUGGAUAUUAAGAUGUUUAGAAGUAUGAUUGGUUCUUUACUAUAUCUAAUUGCAAGCAGGCCUGGCAUUGACUUUAGUAUUUGUUUAUGUGUUAGAUUUCAAUCAUGUCCGAAAGAAUCUCAUUUAAUUGUCGUAAAAAGAAUUCUAAGAUAUCUUUAUGGAACUUCUAAUUUUGGUCUAUGGUAUUCUAAAGAUGAUACAUUUGAUCUUAUUGGGUAUAGUGAUUCUGAUUUUGCAGGAAAUAGAACAAAUAGAAAGAGCACAUCUGGAACUUGCCAAUUUCUAGGUAGCACCCUUGUAUCAUUGUUUAGCAAGAAACAGAUUUCUGUUGCUCUCUCUACUGUAGAACCAAAAUAUAUUACUGUUGGAAGUUGUGUUGCAUAA